Molecule: messenger RNA, 2862 nt
Organism: Mya arenaria
Lineage: Eukaryota; Metazoa; Mollusca; Bivalvia; Myida; Myidae
Exons: 9
Coding region: 80-1198 (372 amino acids)
Source: RefSeq, a predicted model, not a curated record
CUACUUCACAACAGUGUCAACAAAAGAAUCUGUCAUGUCCUGAUAUCUUUCUAGCUCGUAAAUCAAGCUUUAAAUCAAAAUGACAACGCAAGAAAAGAUAAAGAAGCUGAAUGAGGGAGUGCAUGAUGUUGAGGAGUGGAACCGGCAGGUGAUGACGAGUCUACAGAGGAUGGAGACAAACAGGAAGGAGAAGGAGAACAAGGCCGCGCUUGAGACUCUUGACUCCCAGCUUCAGGAGGCCCUGCAGCACAUGAAGAGGCUUGAGCGAGAGAUGCAGGACACACAGACGGAUAUCACACAAAAACUGGGCAAGAAAUCUGCUGCAACAGAAAAAAGUAGGAAGCCGCUGGAGCCGGAGGAGCAAGAGAUGGCGUACGAGAUCAAGUCUCAGCUGAUGAAGAACAUCGAAAUACAGAAUCAGAAACUCAAGACUGAGUUCACGCUGCACGAGAAAAUGACUGAGUCUCGUAUGCUGAGUCAGCAGAAUAAGCGCCUGCACGAUGACGUGUCGAUGUCUCGGGCCAACUCCAUGAGGCUAAUAAAGAUGUUUGAACGCAAAGCUAAAGAAGCUGAUUUUAAGUUAAAAGAAAUGGCACUAGAAGUAACUAGGUCACAGGAUCUUGCGGAGAAAUACAAAAGCCUUUAUGAGCUUGAGAGACGUAAAAAUGGUAAGGACGGAGACCAUCUACCACCAGUUUCUGACGGACAGGACAACCUGCCAAACAAGGAAUCCACAUACACGUUUCUUGGUGGGAAUACUAGGGUCAAUGACGUCAUCAGGAAAAAUGAGGUUCUGAGGGAGGAGAAUGACGAUUUGCGGCGAGAGGUUAGGCGCCUCAAGGAAGACAACCAGCGGUUCCUCAAGCAGACUAAGAUUGCCAUGGGCGAUCGAGACCAGAUGUUGCACAAGUUAGAGACAAGUGAAUCAAAUAGAAGAAACCUCCUGAAACGACUUGACAAGGAGAAAGGACAACAUCAGAUGUUGUCCAAGAGUCUAACACGUCAGGCAUCAGACUGGAUCCUUCUCAAGAAACAGAUUGCCCAGUUUGAUGAGGAGUACCGUUGGAGUCAGGUAGGACGAGUUGACCCACAGACAGCUGACGAGAGAGCAAAAGCCCACCCUGUCACCAAAAAUGUCUACAUGCCACGUAAAAUGUUCCCAGUGCAGGAGUACACAAAAACCGAGUCGAACGCUUGAGAUUUUGCCUUGUAAAAAUGUUUAUGAUAUUAUGAUAUUAUUAUUGUUAGGGACACAUUACCUUCGUUAUCAUGGAUCGUGUUCAUAUUUCAAAUAACUGCAGAGAUGUAAGAAACAAAAACGUUACGAACAAAAGUAAUAUUGAUACCAAUCCUUUGUCUCCAACUUGUUUGUUUGUACUGUUACAAUAUAUACUUAUGGUUUUCAGAAAAUCGAAUUUUGGUUAAAUUUAUUGUUGUUGUUGUUGUUGAGAUUCAUUUGUGUUGUGAAUAAUAUAAUUUUAUUUAAUAUUACAAAAGAGUAUAUUAUAGACAGGGGCGGUAUUAAUAAGACUUCAUACGUCAUUUCUUAACUUAUUUAGUCACUUUCCUAUUUUUAGUAUAUCUUUUUAGUUAUAUAAAUUAAAAAAUCAAGAAUUUCUAAAAAACAUUAUUCGCAUUGACCUUAUUGAAAACAACAUAACAUUAAUGUUAAAAGCACUUAAACAUUCUUAUAAAUUCACUAUGAAAAUAUUAAGAAAUCUACUGAAGUUAGGAAAUGCUUUAUGACCACGGCCCCAGGGGAACAGAUUCAUUACUAGGCUGGUGCAUUUGGGUUGGUGAAAUGUGUUUAUUUAUUCAGUUGUCUCAGUCGUGUCUCUUAUUAUGUUCUUGUGCAAUUGUAAACUGUGUUAAUUGUUUCAUUAGAUGUUCAUGCAUUACAUUCACUAGUCUUUAAGUGUGAUUUUGUUACUUCUCCCGAUUGGAUAUGCUGUUAUGCAUAUCGGUUUCUAUUUCUUUUUUGUUGUUAGUGAUGCUGAUUAUUUUUGCUUGAGUAUAACUGGUUUAACUAUGUUAUUGAAUUCAGGAUCACAAAUUUAUAUUUAAUUAAAUAAAUCAACACAUUUUAAAUAGACACUCUUAUUCAAAAUCAAUACAUACACAUGUAUAACAAACAUAAAUUUUGAGUGAUAAACCUUUAACUACUUACUAAAUAAUGCAUUUAUGUAAAAUAUUAAUUACUGAUGACAAGAUUGUAAUCAUGUAUCAAAUAGCUGAAAACGCAAAAAUAUUAAAUGACUGGUGAGUGCUAAUAGUUUGCUGUGAUCUACUAUCUCUCUUAAGGUAGAAAUAUGUGUUUCUGCACCUUUCUUUCAAAUUAAACUUGGUAUCCUUCAUAAGAACCAUUGUUUUCGGUAUUUAUUCAUUUAUUUAUUUAUUUGGUAUAUUAAAACAAUUGUAUUAAUGGUGGGAAAACCUAUUUGGGAGUAAGAGUGCAUCUUAAACUGUUUUGAUAUAUUGACCAUCAUCUUGCCAGUGAUGCAUUAUAUGUUUAAAAAUCAAAUAAUUGUGAUAAUAUAUGUCAUUCUCAAUGUUAAAAGGGGUUAUGUAGGUUGUUUAACUUGUUUUAAUCAGUUAUGCGUAUUUAUUUUAUGCUUAUUUUUUAGCAUAAUUAUGCUAUGGUUUUAUCUUCUUUUGUUUCUUAUACAUGGGAUAUUUUUACAAAUUGUCCUUUAGGUGUAGAUUUGAAUUACAAGAUGAUUUGUUAAGAAAGGUAGGUUUGAACUUUCAAGCCGAAUGUUUUAACUUUAGUGAUAACUCUAUCUGUGAUCUUUCUCGUUAGUGGUAGACGUACUGUUUUGAUUUGAGACAUGUCCUUUUGGCAUGAAUAAAAGUUACAGAGCG